Messenger RNA from Sclerotinia sclerotiorum 1980 UF-70, 615 nucleotides. RefSeq lists its product as hypothetical. NCBI's taxonomy places the organism in Eukaryota, Fungi, Ascomycota, Leotiomycetes, Helotiales, Sclerotiniaceae. Gene Ontology annotation, molecular function: GTPase activity; GTP binding. Bases 1 to 615 code for a protein of 204 amino acids. Gene Ontology annotation, biological process: small GTPase-mediated signal transduction. The transcript has 4 exons. The record is from RefSeq and is a predicted model, not a curated record.
AUGGAUGAACCACCUCUAGGACCCCCUCCAAUAGAAACAACAGUUCUCCUACUCGGAGAUCCCGAAGUAGGUAAAUCGACCUUCUUAUCCAACCCCCCAUCCAACCUCUCCUCCUCCGCCAGCUCAACCCAAGCCCAGCUCCUCCUAGACUCCCACCAACCUUUCACCUUCGGAAUCCGCUUCUCCAACAUCCCCUACCGCAUCAAUUUCUACGACUCCUCUUCGCCUAUCGAUUGGAAAACUUUGAAACCUAAUGUCGUCGUACUCUGCUAUGCGGUUCCGAAUCGAUUGAGCUUGAUUAACGUGCAGAGAUUUUGGGCCAAACAACUCCAAACCGCCUUCCAAUACGAACUCCCCAUCCUCCUCCUCGCACUGAAGCGAGAUCUCCGAUCCGAAAAAGAUCCAAACGGAAUAAUAUAUCCGCAAGAGGGACACCGCAUUGCGCAAGAAUUGAGAUGCGAUCGAUACAUGGAAUGUUCAUCUAUGACCGGUGAACUAGUACCAGAAGUAUGGGAGGACAUUAGUCGAACUGCCGUCUUGGCUGCGGGAGGAGGGAAAGGGGGUUCGAGUGGUGGUGGUGGCGGGUUGAGUGAUGGGGGUUGUGUAAUUAUGUAA